AUGUUGGAACCGCAGCUGAUGCUGGAAGUCUUGAGCUCGCCCUUUUUGUGCAGCAGCGCCACGCAAAUGUGGCCCUUACUGCGCCGCUGGGCGUCCGCCACAGGCCUUGACAUUGAGGAGUUCAUGUGUCGCCUGAAAGAGCACGUUCAAAGAACAGGUGUUGAGCUUCGAAAUGGCCUGCCCGCAAACGGAGAAUAUUCCAGUAAUGUCCUGGAAAGCCUCUGGGAGCGAUAUGAGGCCCUUGUGAAUUCUGAGGGAGCAGGCCCUUUUCUAGGAUAUUGGGUGAACUUACAGCCAAGUUCACCGAGUCUGUUCCAAGAGUACCAGCAGGACAUUGACAUGCUCAACAAGCUUGCUAGCCACAGAAAAGGCCUGCGACUCGGUGCGGGCCAGGCAUUGACCUGGAUGUUGCCCCAUGCCACAGCACAUGUCGUGGGACUGGAGCUCUUCAAUGAUUGCGAGGCCAGAUUCCAGAUCUCUUGCUCGUGUGACGGCUUGCAGUGGCACGUUCUUCUCGGUUCGGACCCUGAGGAAAGGUUUCAGAACCAGUCGCUCGAGGACGACUAUGUUGUAUGUUACUCUCCUUCGCCAGCGAGAUAUUUCAAGCUCGCAAUCAUGGAUGGCGUGUUCAAAGGCUUCUUUCACAUUGAAGGCAUUUUGCCGACCUGCUAG
Messenger RNA from Symbiodinium sp. CCMP2592, 672 nucleotides. The record is from the annotation of a GenBank genome assembly. NCBI's taxonomy places the organism in Eukaryota, Dinophyceae, Suessiales, Symbiodiniaceae.